AGUAGUUACGGAGAUCGGCCGAGACGCUGUCGGCUGGUGUCGAGUUUCCGCGCUCGCCGGUUUUGCCGCCCCCGCCGCCGCCAUGGGGAAGCGACAGCACCAGAAGGACAAGAUGUACAUUACCUGUGCUGAAUACACUCACUUCUAUGGUGGCAAGAAACCAGAUAUCCCACAAACAAAUUUUCGUCGUUUACCUUUUGACCACUGCAGUCUCUCUCUGCAGCCCUUCAUCUACCCAGUGUGCACCCCUGAAGGCGUCGUCUUUGACUUGCUGAACAUCGUUCCUUGGCUUAAGAAGUAUGGGACCAACCCCAGCAACGGAGAGAAACUGGAUGGGAGGUCCCUGAUCAAGCUGAACUUUGCAAAGAACAACGAAGGGAAGUACCACUGCCCGGUGCUGUUCACCGUGUUCACCAACAACACUCACAUCGUGGCUGUCAGGACCACUGGCAACGUCUACGCCUACGAGGCAGUGGAGCAGCUAAAUAUCAAGGCCAAGAACUUCCGCGAUCUGCUGACCGACGAGCCCUUCUCCCGGCAGGACAUCAUCACCCUCCAGGACCCCACCAAUUUGGACAAAUUCAACGUCUCCAACUUCUUUCAUGUUAAGAAUAACAUGAAAAUAACAGACCCGGACGAAGAAAAGGCCAAACAGGACCCGUCUUAUUAUUUGAAGAACACAAAUACUGAGACCCGAGAGACACUGCAGGAGCUCUACAAGGAGUUCAAAGGGGACGAGGUCCUGGCGGCGACCAUGAGAGGCCCGGAGAAGAAGAAGGUGGACAAGCUGAACGCUGCCCACUAUUCCACUGGGAAGGUGAGCGCCUCCUUCACCUCCACCGCCAUGGUUCCGGAGACAACGCAUGAAGCAGCUGCCAUUGACGAGGACGUGCUGCGCUACCAGUUUGUGAAGAAGAAGGGCUAUGUGCGGCUGCACACCAACAAGGGCGACCUCAACCUGGAGCUGCACUGCGACAUGACACCAAAGACCUGUGAGAACUUCAUCAGGCUCUGCAAGCGGCAGUAUUACGACGGCACCAUCUUCCACAGGUGCAUCCGGAACUUCGUGAUCCAGGGUGGUGACCCCACUGGCACAGGCACGGGUGGGGAGUCGUACUGGGGGAAGCCCUUCAAAGAUGAGUUCCGGCCCAACCUCUCGCACACAGGCCGGGGCAUCCUCAGCAUGGCCAACUCAGGGCCUGACACCAACAAGUCUCAGUUCUUUAUCACCUUCCGCUCCUGCGCCUACCUUGACAAGAAGCACACCAUCUUCGGGCGGGUUGUUGGGGGCUUUGACACACUGACAGCCAUGGAGAAUGUGGAGAGUGACCCUAAAACUGACCGCCCUAAGGAGGAGAUCCGCAUUGACUCCACCACGGUGUUCGUGGACCCCUACGAGGAGGCUGAUGCUCAGAUUGCCGAGGAGCGCAAGAAGACGCAGCUUGAGGUGGCGGCCCCAGAGAGCACGGUGAAGACAAGGCAGCUGAAGCCAGGGAGCCAGGGCCCCCAGACGUACCGCCAGGGGGUGGGCAAGUACAUCAACCCGGCAACCACGAAACGUAUAGCAGAGGAGGAACCGUCAACCAGUGCAGCUGUCCCUGUGGCCAAGAAAAAGCCCAGCCGAGGUUUUGGGGACUUCAGCUCAUGGUAGCAGCAGGCCUGCUGCUCUGGACCCUGGUAGGGACGCAGGGCUGGCGGCCUGUGUCCAUGUCACGCAAUUUUCUGCCCUUGUAAGCCUGCCUUUCGGGCUGCAACUCAAUAAAGCUCUUGCCUUGCCUGGGUCCCCUUUCCU
Equus quagga is the source of this 1792-nucleotide messenger RNA. It is a transcript of the gene PPIL2, whose product is annotated as peptidylprolyl isomerase like 2. The record is from RefSeq and is a predicted model, not a curated record. Bases 83 to 1651 code for a protein of 522 amino acids. Gene Ontology annotation, biological process: protein polyubiquitination; protein peptidyl-prolyl isomerization. Gene Ontology annotation, cellular component: catalytic step 2 spliceosome. The transcript has 20 exons. Gene Ontology annotation, molecular function: ubiquitin-ubiquitin ligase activity; peptidyl-prolyl cis-trans isomerase activity. NCBI's taxonomy places the organism in Eukaryota, Metazoa, Chordata, Mammalia, Perissodactyla, Equidae.